Clonostachys rhizophaga is the source of this 1083-nucleotide messenger RNA. Lineage: Eukaryota; Fungi; Ascomycota; Sordariomycetes; Hypocreales; Bionectriaceae. The record is from the annotation of a GenBank genome assembly.
AUGGAUGGUGAACUGAUCUGGACCCUUGUAGGUGGCAAGUGUAUAGUCAGCCCUCAAAUACUGCACAGCCUACAGAAGAAUGCUUCUACCACUCCAAUAUCCGUGGACACUCCAGCCCAAGGGCAUCAAACGGCAUCCAAGAUUCUGGACAAUGGACAAAAUGGCAGCCAACGCCCUCCGGUACAGCGAAUCUAUGUAUCUCAAGCCAUCCAGCCUGCGGAGGAGUGGUCACUAGCGAUGACCAUUGACCGUGAAAACUGCUUACCCGUCAUUCUUGUGAGCAAGACCAAGGGAACAGACGUGGACUCGGAAGUCACGCCCUUCCCAUUCGCCAUCUCCCAGGGCAUCACCCCCGAACUGCUGUCGCGUGUAUCAAAUCACAUAACAAGAGACUCUCCGCCAUCACAGGCCUCGACCGAAAGCCUUGCCAAGAUCCUCAACGGCCUAUUCAAGAUCUUCACAGACAAGGACGGCACGAACCUGGAGAUCACACGGCUAGCUCGCACCGCCACCGACGGCAGCUUCACCUGCCUCAGCACCGCCUUCACAUUCGACGACGCCGCCGCCAAGCGCCAGCCGGAGCUCUUCGCGCUGCGCGACGUCAGCCAGGAUGUUCCCGAGGAGAUCGAGGCGGCGCAGUACGGGAUCGUGUACGUGCGCAUGGACGGCAACAUUGGCAACGUGGUCAAUGGUGCCGGGCUGGCGAUGGCGACCAACGACGCCAUUGGGUUGUACGGGGGCAGAAGUGCGAAUUUCCUGGACGCGGGCGGCCAGGCUACCAAGGAGACGAUGCUGAAGGCUUUUGGGAUCAUCAUGCGCGAUGAGAGGGUGACCACGAUUUUUGUCAAUAUUUACGGAGGCAAGUAUAUUGUCUGCAUCACGGAUGGUCGGAUGAUUGCUGAAUCCAUCAUUGGCGCCGCCACAGAGCUGGGACCGAUCAAGGUCCCCGUUGUGGUUCGAUUGCAGGGCACAAACUCGGUCGAGGGAUUGAAACUGCUCGAUGAGGCCAAGCUUGGGAUACAUGUAGAGGCUGAUUUCGGGGAGGCAGCCAAGAUGGCUGUUCGGUUCGCAGCAGGUCAAUAG